Molecule: messenger RNA, 845 nt
Organism: Abrus precatorius (Indian licorice)
Lineage: Eukaryota; Viridiplantae; Streptophyta; Magnoliopsida; Fabales; Fabaceae
Exons: 3
Coding region: 103-540 (145 amino acids)
Source: RefSeq, a predicted model, not a curated record
UUUUGCGCCACAAGAAACCAAAGAACCAUUACCCGGUAUUUCAUUAUUCUAGUGAAACUUGAAACUCUUCUUGUAGUCCUCUCAAUCUCUCCCAAGAAGAAAAUGAUGAGGUGUGUGUCUUGUGGUAAAGGGUGUGUGCCCAUAUCAAGAACAAUGCAUAGUAUAAGGUUCAUGUCACCAAUUGGUGUUACAGUUAUUGUGCCAAGUAAUGGAAGGCCAUGCAAAAGGAUUUCUGGCAUCAGGGUGCAGGCUUCUAUGGUGGACUCUUCUGAUUUUCUUAGGCGCAUGGAACUGGCCUGGUUAAUCUCUCAGCAACCAAGGCCAAUCGUGUGUACAUCUUGCAACUCAAAAGGGCACACUGAAUGCAAAUGGUGUGGGGGAACCGGUUUCUUCAUUAUUGGUGACAACAUGCUUUGUGAAGUUCCAUCCAGAAACACUCGCUGUAUUAUUUGCAACGGAAAGGGAUCAAUGUGCUGUUCUGAUUGUCAAGGAACAGGUUUUCGGGCAAAGUGGUUGGAGGAACCUCCUAGUUCAAAGUAGCAAAGAUACUUUACAGCUUUUGAGUUGAGACAUUGAAGUUGUUCCUCAUUUACUUGGACCCUUUAAUGAACUGAAUGCAGCUGCAGCUUCAACAGCAGAUUACUAAUACAGUUGACAAUAUUGUUCAGUUGCUUGUGUUUAAAAAAUGUUAUAUAUUUUACAUGUUUUUUUCACUAUAAAAACGUAACAUGGAGCAGUGUUGUAACUUUUGAUACAGUAUGUCUCCUUUCAACAUGUUGAUGUGUAGACACUACAAUUGUUUGUGUACACAAUUCCAUUUAUUUACAUUUUAAUAAAACCAACUU